Molecule: messenger RNA, 1554 nt
Organism: Oikopleura dioica
Lineage: Eukaryota; Metazoa; Chordata; Appendicularia; Copelata; Oikopleuridae
Source: the annotation of a GenBank genome assembly
AUGACUAAUCUGGGCUCAUCAGCAAUCGCUUGGUUGUCUCCCACACGUGUUGCCCAAGUUUUUACCGAAUCGACCAAUAGUUUCUUCCCUUGCCGCCCAGUCCCCAUUUCGUCAUUGCCAGCAACACCGGAAUUCAUAUUCUCGAAAAAUACAGAGAAGAAAUUCUUCUUUCAAAAACAGAGGAAAACGGAAUUACAAAUCAAGAAGGACGAGGAUUUUACGUGUUUUACUGUAAAAAGUACAACUAAGACGAGCUUCAGGAAAACAAUGACGAAGACAAUGGGUUGGCGACUUGCUUCUUCUGCUGCCGCAGAGCAGGGUGAUCGUGAUUACAUGGAGGACGUCACUUCGGUCCAGUUCGAGCGAGUAAGCUCCUCGAAAGGUUCUACUGAAGACGCGAGCUUCGCCGUUUACGACGGGCAUGGUGGCUCAGAAGCUUCGCUCUUUGCUAAGGAUCAUCUUAUGGAAUUCAUCAAAGAAGAAGAGGGCUUCUACUCGAGGGACGUCGAAACUGUCAUGCGGGCGAUUCGAUCUGGAUUUCUUUCUUGCCACGAGGCUAUGCUUGAAAAGCGACCCAAGUGGCCAUAUCGACACAACCACCUCAGCAAUGCUGGAACGACCGUUGCGCUAGUGAUUAUCCGUGGCGACCUAAUGUACGUUGCUCACGCUGGGGAUUCUGCAGUGAUCAUGGCAACUCAAAAGGAUAAAAAGACUCCUCUGCAAGCGAUGUUGUUGACAGAGGACCACAAGCCCGAAAGUCCGAAAGAGAAGAGUCGAAUUGAAAGAAACGGUGGCCGCGUGCUCAAAAGCAAGAGUAGCUACCGAGUGUGCUGGGAAAGAGUGAAUCACCCGGGAACAAAGUUCGAAUGGACAGAUCACAUGCCUUACUUGGGCAUCGCCAGAAGCUUAGGGGACUUUUGGUCCUGGAACGAGCGAUCCAAAACGUACUUGGUUUCGCCUGUUCCCGACAUCAAAGUCUACGACUUGGAGAAAACCGGCGCUCGCUACAUCAUCCUCGUUUCUGACGGAAUCACCAACACGAUGAGAGCUCGCGAUAUGGUGGGCAUCGUCGCCGACUUUGAAGAGCGAAAGAAACGGGGCGAAGUCAAAGGAGUAACAGCCGCCAGCGUGCUUGUCAAAAAAGCUCUCUCCUUGUGGUCGGAUCAUCACAAGCGCGCGGAUAACAGCUCUGCAAUCGUCGUCAAGAUCGAAAAGGCACUGAUUGAGGCCAAGAACGCGAAAGGAAGUUUCUUGGAAAGCUGGGUGAGCACGGAAAACAACCGUUUGGUUAGGACUCCCGUCUCGGAAAAUCGCGCGAAGAAAAUCCUUGAGCUUCGAUUCCAGGAAGUCGAUCAGCAGCUCAAGACGCCAAGAAAGAGAAUGAUCCACGAAUGCAACAACUUGCUUUCUCCAGAGGAAUCAGUGGAUUCUCCGCCAUCGAAGAAAGCAAAAACAGCAGUGAAAUUGAAGCCGAGACGUUCGCUCCGACUGGCCGUGAAAAGCUGCGAUCCCCUUCUGACUCGCUCUGCUGCACGAAAACGCUCGUCCCUCUGA